AUGGAAGAAUUGUGUCGCGGCGGGAGCAGUGUGGGGGCGGGCCAGCAGCGGUGCCCCCUCUGCAACAAGGCACUCAGCCGCUGGACGAGCCUGCGGCGCCACAUAGAGGACAAGCACACGCAGGGCGGGGCGCACAUCUGCCCCAUCUGCCACCACGUGUACCGCACCAAGAACUCCUUGCACAACCACCUGAGCGUGUACCACCGGGGCGCCACGGGCACCAGGGGACGCCGCGGCCGCUAUCCCUCGUACACCGUCCUCAGGACUACCAACGCACAGCAGCUCGCUGCACUGAAGGCCGCCGUCAGGCACGCGCCCCGAGAAGGAACCCCGGUGCGAGAUCUCUCGGCGCCCCCGGACGCCCUUCCACCUCUUUCGGCGGCCUCGACGGUGGCGCCCCCGCUCCUGCCCGGGGAAGAGAUGGAGGAUCUGCGAGACGCCGCGCAGGAGGCAGCGGGAGGCUUCGAGUCCCUGCUGCACGGGGACGCGGAGAUGCCCCCGGGCAGCCCGCACUCGCACCCCCAGAAGAACUCGGCGCCGCAGACCGAAUUCGUGGUGAACGAGAUGGUCGAUGAGUAGUGGUAGCUCGCGUUCGCACGCCCAGGGCCGACCUCAGAGGUUAGGCCCGGAAGGCCAGAGGCCCUUGGAGGGCAGAGGCCCUAUGAGGCAAAGAGGCGCGACCUAAGAGGUCCGGACCUCGAAAGAGAAGCACA
Penaeus vannamei (Pacific white shrimp) is the source of this 713-nucleotide messenger RNA. NCBI's taxonomy places the organism in Eukaryota, Metazoa, Arthropoda, Malacostraca, Decapoda, Penaeidae. The record is from RefSeq and is a predicted model, not a curated record.